CACAUCAUGGCCAAGGCUAGGUUGGCUGGUCUUAGACCUCAACGGCGCAUUCGAUUGAUUCAUUAAUCAAUCAGUCAGCCAGCCAGCCAGUCAGCUAGUCAAUCAAUAUUCUUUGCUUUGAGCACAUCAUCAAUCAAGUCAGCAGCCAAAUCAGCAGCAAAGUGUCCAACGGCAAGCAGCAGCUUGAAAUCAAGCAAGCCCUACGAUUGCCUAAAUGAUUACCCAGCCACGAAACACAUUCCAACGAAGAGACAUGUCGAUCAUCAUCAAAAAUCAAGCCCAUUCAAAUAGUUACCAUUUCUCUUGCCAUUCUUAUCUUGACCUUUUUAAUUCCACUCCUGAGCAUUCAUUCUACCAGAGUUACUCGCAUCCCAAACAAAAAAUGAUUGGGUUCUCUCCUAAAAGCACUUACGCGCAAAGCCUAUCACCUGGAUCGUUACAAAUAAUAAUAACGGUGGUAUGCAUUCUGUCGAUUCUCCUUCCCCGCGGCCUCAUCAGACUGAGCUCCGGCGCAAUUAUCCUCAGCUUGUUCCUUUACACCAUCAACUUCACUACCGACCCAUCACGAGGGUCGUAUCUCGCAGGUGUGUCUUGCGCAGGAUUAACCCUACGUUGGAUUGAUCUGGUAGGGAUUCAUGUACCGGAAAGGGACUUCUGGGAAAAGGGUAGCAACAAAAAAGAUUCGCCAAAGACUUCCUUUGAGCGGUUGAAGUGGUUCAUCUACCUUUGGAAUAGUCAAAGGGGAGUGGGAUGGAAUAUUGAACCGGACUGUCUUCCGGCAGCUCACAGGCCACAUUGCACGCGAUCUAUGUUUGUCAAGGACAGUCUGCUCGCUGCUUUCAAGGCCUACCUUGGCUUUGACGUCACACAAGCUAUUCUGCAAACGUAUCAUGCAACAGAAAAAAACUUGUUCUUUGAGAUGUCACUUCCGAAACAAAUAUUUAUUGCUUGGGCGGCCGCAUUUAAACUUUUCUAUAGCAUCGCCCUCCUCUAUGCCAUCGGGAGUGGGUUAGCUGUUGUAGUGGGAGCUUAUCAGCCGGUAGAUUGGCCUCCAAUAUUCGGCUCUUUUAAGAAAGAUGCGUGGAGUAUCAGGAAGAUGUGGGGUUCUUGUUGGCAUCAAUUAAUGCGCCGGCCGUGUGCCGAGGGGGGUAAAGUCGUAAAAAGCUAUUGUGGGUUUCGGACUGGAAGCUUUACAAGUAGGUACUCUCAGAUCUGGGUCGGAUUUGCUGUAAGCGCCGCGAUACACCAUGCCGGAGCAAUCGUAAGCAUGUUGGAUAAUAGUCGGUGGCAAGUGUUUUACUUUUGCAUCCAGCCAAUGGGUAUUAUGAUCUAAGAUGGGGUCAUGGGAAUCGCUCGACGUUGUGGUGUUCAAAAGACGGCAUGGACGAAAAUACUCG
Cadophora gregata is the source of this 1397-nucleotide messenger RNA. RefSeq lists its product as uncharacterized. Bases 215 to 1333 code for a protein of 372 amino acids. The record is from RefSeq and is a predicted model, not a curated record. The transcript is spliced from 5 exons. Lineage: Eukaryota; Fungi; Ascomycota; Leotiomycetes; Helotiales; Ploettnerulaceae.